Messenger RNA from Pieris macdunnoughi, 1053 nucleotides. Lineage: Eukaryota; Metazoa; Arthropoda; Insecta; Lepidoptera; Pieridae. The record is from the annotation of a GenBank genome assembly.
AUGGUUAAGUCGUGGAAUCGGGACCACACGGAGAUGUCUCACUUGGUGCCGGGAGUCGAACCUACUAUCUUUCAUCUCGGUCGCAUACCGGUUUUAAUUAUCUCAAUAGAAUUUGUUGAAUGCGUCUCUAGCGGUGUGUAUAUGGUAUUAAAUUCACCUCUUAUUUGUAAGAGAGGUGUGAAAAUAGCAAUGUAUAGCGAACUGAUAUUAAAGUUAUACGGAUCAAAACGGUGUGCGCGAUGCAAUACCCAAAUCUCAGCGUCAGAGCUGGUGAUGCGGGCGCGGGACCUGGUGUUCCAUGUACAUUGCUUCUCGUGUGCACUUUGCAGUACCAGGCUCACGAAAGGAGAUACGUUUGGCAUACGAGAUUCGGCUGUAUACUGCAGGCUACAUUAUGAAACGAUGCCAGACUAUGGAGCCCACAUGCCCAUGCCAGGACCACCUCAAAUGUGCCCAGGCCCCUACGCCGGUCCCCCACAGGGACCUCACUAUCCUCCUUACCCAUCACCCGACUUUGCACGAGUCGAAGCUGAAGUUCCUAAAGGCCCAUUCUUCAAUGGCGCGACGGCACCUCCACCACGACAAAAAGGGCGACCUAGAAAAAAGAAGCCGAAGGAUCAAGACCUGAUGUCUGCUAAUCUUGAUUUGAAUCCUGAUUACCUCGAGAUGGGCUUCCGGGGUGGAGGUGGCCUGGGUGCCACCUCACGCACCAAACGAAUGCGGACCAGCUUCAAACAUCACCAGCUGAGAACAAUGAAGUCGUACUUCGCAAUCAACCACAAUCCCGAUGCAAAAGACCUCAAACAGCUGAGCCAGAAGACUGGUCUUCCUAAAAGAGUAUUACAGGUCUGGUUCCAGAAUGCUCGUGCCAAGUGGCGGCGCAUGGUGACGAAACAAGAAAACAAGAUGGCGGACAAAUGCUCACCGGAUGCAUCAAUGGAGAUGGACAUGUACCACGGCCCGAUGGGAUCCAUUCAGUCACUACCUCCACACAGCCCGCCGUACAGUGUUAUGGGUGGCCCGCCAAGUCCAAACUCUAUGGACUGUCCAUAG